AUGAACGAUCUAUCUCACUACAUGAUUGAGGAUGACAUCUUUGAUAAUAAUAGUAUAUUGGUAAAAGAAACUAACAAGGAGAUACAAGAGGCGAUGGAAAUUGUGAAAUUACCGGCGUUAAAAAAAGAGUUGAUAAGUUGUAAGAAUGUCAUAGCGGAAGUCAAAAUUAAUUUAAAUAAUUUGAUUAUAGACGAAUUCAGUUUACGUUGGAAUUAUAUACCUAUAGAAGGGGCGUUCAGGCGUUGGUUUAAAGAAUUGACGUACAAUACUACAAAAAUUGACAUAAUGAUGUUAGAUUAUGUUAAAGAGUGUUUUAUAGAGUCAGGUGGCUCGAAUUUGCUGAUUGAUUGGAAAGAAUCUUUCGCGUUAAUUAAUAACGAAGUUAAGAAGAGUUUGGGGUAUUCCGAACAAGAAAUGUCCACGUUGUACUGUACUAUAGAAGAAGAAGCAUGGGAUCAUAUUUGGGUAUGUCCAAAAAAUAAAGAAGAUCAAUUAGAGUUCGAGAUAUUUAAGAGUAGUAUUGAUAAAGUUCUGGGUGAACGCGUUGGAGAAUGGGAGAAGAACAAGUUGAUGAAUUUUAAAGAAAAGAUGUUAGACGUAGCAAGUGAUAAAUCAUUGAUAAUGGUGCAAGAAGGAAUUUUAAGAGAACUGACAAGAGGGUUGAAAGUAUGGAAUGAACGAUGCUUCGAGACGAUAGAAUUGGAAAAGCAACUGGGAAUUUUCAAAGAUCUAAAAAGGAAAAAGAAAAGAACAGAAAAGAGCGACGAAGAUUUGGUAGAUCAAUUAGAAAAUAACGAAAACGAGAAAAAAAAAUAA
Rhizophagus irregularis DAOM 181602=DAOM 197198 is the source of this 816-nucleotide messenger RNA. RefSeq lists its product as uncharacterized. Lineage: Eukaryota; Fungi; Glomeromycota; Glomeromycetes; Glomerales; Glomeraceae. The record is from RefSeq and is a predicted model, not a curated record.